Molecule: messenger RNA, 16812 nt
Organism: Pocillopora meandrina
Lineage: Eukaryota; Metazoa; Cnidaria; Anthozoa; Scleractinia; Pocilloporidae
Source: the annotation of a GenBank genome assembly
AUGGCGAAGGGAGACGAAGGAGGCAUGAGCGACGAAGAGAAGGAAAUCGACAUCGAAAGCGACGAGGUAAAUUAAUUUUUCUCUCUGUGAUUGCUUAGGAAGUCACGAAAAAAACGAUUUUGUUCGAAUUUGUUUGAUUCUGUUCAGGAGGGAACCGAAAAUGUCGAAGAAACUCAAUUCAUGACCCAGGUAAGUUUUGUGUUUUGGUGUCAAAUUACGCGUGCAAAAUUAUCCACAUGGAAAACCACGUGUUUUUGUUUUGACCGCUUUAUUUUUUCUUAGAGUUUUUCCUUGGUUAAUCGGUAAGACUGGCUUUCAGAAUAGACUAAUAUCGGUUGAAAUAUCGUUGAAAUCUUUUAGAAUCACGGUUUUACCAUUUGUGUUGGCGUCACGCUAUCAUGGAACUUUGCCAUGUUGAUUUACGAUUGAAUAUUUUAUGAGAGUCGAGAAUGCGCGUCGCAAUGAAUUCUCUAAGUAGGUUUUGUCUGCAGGUCUCUUGUGAUAUUGUAACUAAACUAUGUUCCACUUUAUUUUUGUAGGCCGAUAAGAGGGCUCACCACAAUGCCCUAGAAAGAAAGCGAAGAGAUCACAUAAAAGAUAGUUUCGCCCAUCUACGAGAUUCGAUACCGUCCCUUCAGGGAGAGAAGGCAAGAUUGCGAAAUGCUUUCCUUUCCAUCUGCAAAUUUAAUUAGUUUUAAACUGCUCCGCUAGAAACUAGCAUACUCUGCGUAAUGAAUCAGUGUUAGAAGCGCUAGAUUUCCUCUGGUAACCCUCAUCUGUAUCACUGGAAAUCCGAAUCGAACAUCAAAGUGACCAUCGUUUAGCGACCUUACAAGUAAAAAUUUCAUAAUAUUAAUUUUAUCCCGGUUCAUGCGGAUACGAAAUUAUUUAUUGUUUAAGAUUUUGACCUCAGGUAGAAGAUUAUAAAGUUUGGUGAAGUGUGCAUCCAAAGCGAAACUGAAAAUAAUAUUUUUUGCCUGUUCAUCACUUUCAAUGUUGAUGAUUUUCACUUCACUCAGAGGAAUAAAUAUGCAAGUCCACUAAUUAGAUUGUGUUGUGACGGCUUGCCCGAACAGGAAGAUACACACUUGAUUGAACAUGUCUAACUGAUAAUUUUGUGAUUGACUGAUAAAUGUCAUAUUGGCGGGAUUUUUACUGACUCUGUUGAUUUAGCAUAUGAGAAAGUCUCUCCUAACAUCUGUCAAAUUGCCACCAGUCUUUGAGGCAGACACAUUUCAGUUAUUUUUGCAUGAGAUCAUUUCUCUUGCCUUGUCAAGUUGCUGUAUUUGUUCUCUAAAAUCAUGAGAUUUACCAUUUCGCUCAAAAACAACCUGAAAAGAAUUUAUCCCUUCAUUAUCAAACCACUUUCACAUGCAGUGGUGAUUAGAAUAAAUUACAUUUAUAAUAUUAAUAAUAAUAAAUAGUAGUGAUCAAAAUAUUAUGAAGAAAAUAUCGAUAAAUGUUUUACAAUAGGCAUCAAGAGCACAGAUUUUAAACAAGGCUACAGAUUACAUACAAUUCAUGAGAAGAAAAAAUCAUACACAUCAAGUGAGUGUAGUCAUAUAUUGCAGUUUGGGGAAAUCUUGUAUCUCUUGGACUAUGAGUUGAUGUUAGGAAUUUGAUCUUUUACUGAGAAACUCAGGAAAUCAUGAACACGGCAAACAUCUCUAGAAUUUUGUUUUGUCUACAAAAACAAGACUAUUGUCGUGAGUAAACCAAACUGUGAGCAUUAGUGGUUGAAGUUCAUCAUUUUGUGGUUUUGAGGUUUGUUUACUUGUCAUGAUCUCUAAGGUGAUAAUCGACGAAAUGUGAAACAUUCCCAAUGUAUCUCAGGUGUUGAGAUUUUGUGAGCUUGACAAUGGCUUCCUUUGUUAAGUUAUCAGCGCAUCACUAAGAAUAAACAGACUUUAGGGUGCUUAUGUUAAACUUAAGAAAAUUGCCUUCAGGCAGAAAAUAAUAUGUGGAUGAGGUAGACAAAUAUGAAAACUUCUAGAAGGAUAAGGAUGGAAAGAGUGGGUGGUGUUAAACUUGGCACAGGAUGCAAAAUGAAUUAAGAUUUUGAAACUGAAUCUUUCAGGGUUUGCUUCCUAACAAGCCGCAUGAAUGUCACAUUUCAAAAGCGUUGAACACUAAAAAUAUUUUUUCACCUAAGAUGAGGCAGGUUUUUGAAGGCAUCCUCAUCCCUUCUUAAAAUAUCUUUCACAGUUUUUAUUAACAGUUUAUUUUCUUUAUCAGACUGACAUUGAUGACCUCAAACGACAAAAUGGCAUACUUGACCAACAAGGCAAGUCAUGUGUGAAUGACGAAAGUUUGUUUAUUCCGUUUUCUUUUUGAUAAAUGUUUUUCACAAGUUCUCCUACUUUCUUCUUAACAUGAAGAUUGGAUAGAGGAUCAACUUUUCAAUAUACCAUUGCUGAAAUAAAAUCAAUUAGUUAUUGUGUUUCUUUCUUUUACAGUUCGUGCUCUGGAAAAAGCUCGCAAUUCAGGACAACUUAGUAUCGAUGCAACAACUGCUCUGCUGUCGUCCACAGAUAAUAUCCUCAGUACUUCACCAUCAGGAGAUGGGCUCCUUGAUGGACAACUGAAACAAGACCCAAGCUCCCCUUUGUCCAUCAAAGUGGAAAACAACAAUGCAGAGAUUACUUCAGAUGAUGAAUACAGUAACAGAGUGAAGAGGAGGAAGCGUGACAUUUAGUUUUGGAAAUUUUCUUCAGAGUUUGUAGGUGCUGGAAGGUUUUCUCCUAACCCUUUAACUCUCAGAAGUGAUUAACAUGGAACUUCUCCCUAUAAUAUCCAGACAUUAUCCUGCAAACGGGUAUCGAGAAAACUCCAACAUAGUAGGUAGAAGUUGUUAUCUUGAUCUAACACUAAAUUCUCAUAACUGAUUUACAAGGAAAUGUGUAAUAGCUAGAAGGGAGAAUUAAUAAUCAGAUCUUGGGAGUUAAAGGGUUAAUCAAACCGGCUGCAAAGUAGCUAGUCUAACACAGGUAGAUUUUUAAAUUUCUUUCUUAUUGUACAGUAUGUAAACUGCCUAAGCAUCUGGAAAAUUUGUAAUUUAGGGAUCUUGCCAAACUGUUGAGAGAGAAAUGUGUGGACCUUAUCAAUUGAUAUCACUUUAAUGUGAUGACGCUGACUUCUAGUUAGAUCACAUGCUCCUCUCCUCUGAUGUUGUGAAAACCAAGGUUCACCAAUAAUAACACCUUGUCAGAACAAAGGAAAUAUUGUAGGUAGCCAUCCCAGUAAGAGCUGGGCAUGAACUGAAGACAAACAAUUGCAAGUGCAGAAAAUGUGGGUAUAUUUGUCCCAUGCUAGGUUCAUGAAGGGCAGCCCAAAGUUACCUGGUGUAUCAGGUGUCAGCAACCUUUGCUUAUUAUGCAAUGUAAUAUCAAUUCUCAUAACUGAUGUUCAGGAAAUCUGUGUCAAGAUGUUAGGAGGGCUGUUUCUUUAAUCAAUGAUUGAGACUGUUAAAUCAGAUGCCUGAAGGUGUAAGCCAGCUUUUGUGUAUACUCAAUGUGUCCAUCACAAAAAAACAAUUUUUUUUAGUCAGGCCAUCGAUGCAAUCACACAACCUUGAGGCUUUCUUUUCUAAACUUUAAAAUUUCAAGUUAAGAUCUGUAGUGAGUUAAUCUUAAAUACUUCCAUUGCUUGUGGGGAGAUAAUACUUGAUCAAACACUUAAUUCUCAAGACUGGUAUUGAGAUCAGUUUCUCACAAACAGUAAAGAGAAUUGAACUUUUGGUCUGGUAUUGAUCUGAGUCAGCUGAUAUACAGCUUUGACAAGCUACAUUCACAUGUUCCUUUUAAAAAAAAAUAAGGUGACUAAAGAAUGAUGUAAUGAAUUCUGCUGGAUCUAAGUUUUGUUCUGAUGUUAUGGGUUGGUUCUGCCGCUAAUUUAUGCUUUUUCCUUGUAAAUUUGUAAAUUAUUCCUGCACAUUUUUAAUAUGGUUUUCAAUUGCUCAGAAAUUUGAUUAGGUGCUGUAUGGGAAUUGUCCUUAAGAAAUAAUCUGGUCACUGAUAUAUUUUCAUUAAUCCUUUCACUUCCAGAAUUGAUCAAGGAGUAACUUCUCCUCACAAUAUCAAUAUGAUAUCAUGCAGCCUAGUUAUGAGAAUUAAGAAAAGUAUGAACAAAAGAUAUUGUUUGAUUUACCACCAAAUUCUCAGAGCUACAAGUAUGAGUAAUGUAUAACAGGCAGUGUGGAGAAUUGUCAGUUAGAUAUUGGGAGUGAAAGGGUUAAAUUGAAUUUAACUAUCUUGUCCAAUAACAGUCUGUAUAUGUAGCAAGUGAAGGAAAUUACAAAAUAUAGUGUCUGUUUUAAUAUAAUUGUACAGUUGUGUUUACUUUAUUCUUGUUUUUGUCUUUAUUUUGGGUCAGGAUCUAUGAUCACUGAAAUCUUUUUUUUUUUUUUUUUUUUUUUUAUGAAACCACUGGAAUGCAUCAAACAUUUUCAAGCAAAAAACAUGUUUAGUUUCUUGUUUAAAAAUCAUCGGUACUCUGCUGUUUUUACUGGAGUGUUUAACUCUGUGUGAAUCCAAUUUUACCUUCUCAGCCUCUGCACAAAGUUGACAAAUUUAUUUUUGAUUGGAAUUUUCUUUGAAAAGCAGUUUGAAAUAUGAAUAAUUGAUGCUCUAAGAUGGAAAGGUAUUAUCAGAAAGAGAGCUUGUUACAAACAUGACAUUUUGAUGAAAGUUGUGAACAUCUCAGCAUUGGUCACUUUUUUUUUUAGCAAACCAUCACUGAUGCAUUGUAAAUCCUUAGUAUGCUUUGCAGCAAUUUUCUAGGAUAUCACGCAACACUACUUCUCUUAGAAGGCUCUUCCCUGGCUGAUGUUGUGUGACAUUUCAAAGGAGACUACCUCAUCAGCAUUUCAAACUACAAUUUGAACUAAACCUUCCAGUAUCCUCCAGGCACAUCUUCUAAUGUUGCUCUCCCUUUCUCUGUGCCUUCACCCAUCAGUAAAGCUUAUCUGCGUUAUACUGAUUCCCCAUGGUUUCUGCCCCUGCUCCCUGACUCCCGCAAGUUCACAAUUGUCCUACUUUUGGCCAUUGUUUCCAGACCCUCUCUAACAAUCACUUCUUCCCUAAAUUAAUACUCCCUUUAUAAAAAUAUUUUGUUUUUAUUGCCUUCAAUUUGCCAGCUCUUAGCCUUGAAACAAUCUUUUACAUUUAGUUCAUUUCCCCAACUCAUUCCACACCCUCCCCUCCCCCUAAAUCACUGGCCUGUCGAGGUGCUUGUUGGUUGUAGGAGAAAGCCUGGAACUGACAGGGAGAGUAAAAAUGGCGGACGAGAAGGCAAACGGAGAAUUUGCGGAGGAGGAGGUAAAAGCUGAAGAGUACAAAUUAGAGGCAAAUAAAUAUUUCAAAGGUAGGCCUUGAUCAGUGAGGAGGCGAUUUUUUUACUUAAAAACUGAACGAUUGACAGGAAACGGGUGUCUCGAACUGAACUCAGCAAAAAAUUUUUUGAAAGCAUGCAUGAUACCGAAAUAUGUUUAUGCAACCGGCCGGUAUUUUUAUUUGGAAAAGUAAAAGGAAACAUGCAUCUGUUUUGUCUUAAUCAUGCCCACUGUUUUACUCCCUAAGAUUAAAAGUUAGUGUUAAACUUAUGCAACAUUCAGAUUAUUCAUCGUAAUUUUAUUGAUCUAGUGUAGUGUUCGUUUAUCUCACCGAUCAUCGAUCAAUUUCACAUCUGUAAAUGUAACUCUCUGUUUGAUUGAUAAAACGAAGGAAAACUUGACCUUUUUAGGAAUACAUUUUCGCAAACAUUUGUACAUUGGAACGGGCUCUCGGAUUCUCUGUUUCAACUUUGCAAAAAGGAUUCGUGAUAAUUGUAUAAAAACAAUUUUUAUGAGCUAAUUAAGAAUGAAAUUGAAGGAAACCUCAAAAUUUAAUUUUGACUUCGAGUGAGAUCGAACUUGAAUUUUUGUAAAAAUAAAACAAUUGGCUUUCGUUUCAGGAAUAUGCUAAGUAACUCAGCAAUCCUUUGACAGCAUAAUAUGUAAACUCAAUGAUUGGCCAUGGUUGUCAAGAUUCUCAGAAAUUUAGGUCUGGAAAAUUAUAUCUUAUAUUGUGUUGCAAGAACAAGUUCAUAAACUCUUAGCUCAGUAUCAUGAAACUUGAUAGGGCAAGUGGUAAUGUUUUAUCUCACAAGCCAUUUAUCUAGUAACCCUUUCAAUUGAGAUCUCAUCAGUAAUUCUCCUUACUGUCUGCCAUACAAUUCUUCUGAUUUCAGUUUGGGGAAUUUGGUCUUGUAUCAACCUAUAAUCUUAUAUCCUAAGCCUUGUUGAUAUUUUUUGUUUUUAUUAUUACUUGUCAGUUUGAUAUUGUAUUGAAAUGGUAAGGAGAAAUUCUGUCUUGGUCACUCAUAGGGUUAAAUGUAUCACUUGGCUGGAACUUUCUCGGAUAAAACUUGGAAAUAUCUGGUUAUAUUCCUUAAGCGAUUUCCCAGAUUUUCAAACUUGGGUCUAUUGUGAAUAAAGUCUUUUUCCAUUACAAGUUGAAUAGAGUUGAAGUGGCUCAGAAAAGUCAAAAUCUAUUUUGGAUGAAAACUAUGUGUGAAAGUUUAAUUAUACAUGCUUCCAAAAUAUUUAAAAGUUAAUGCACCCAGUAGUCAUUAUUUAGCCAGAUGCGCAGAUAUUUUCUCUGCCAUCCAAAAUAAAUUACUUUUUGAAACAGAUAUUGUCUGUGUACAAAUAUCCAUCCAUGUUUUUUGCCUGAAAUGGAGGCUAAUGUUCAUGUCUGUCCAAUGUAUGUAUUCAUCAAUAUUUACAUUUUUUUCCUCCAUCUUAUUCUAGAGGGGAAGUAUGAUGAGGCUCUUGAUCUUUACUCCAAAGCUAUAGAGUUGAAUCCUAAAGUGCCAGCUUAUUAUGGAAAUAGAAGCUUCUGCUAUAUUAAGACAGAAUACUAUGGCUGUGCUCUUGAUGAUGCUAAUAAAGCAAUUGAACUGGACAAAAAGUACAUAAAGGUAUCAUGUUAUUGCCAUAAUGACAAUAUCACAACAGGUGUUUUACUAAGAAGCUUUUACACCUUGGGUAUAAUCUUCAAUUGCCUUACAGAUCAAAGUUGUUGAUCUUUCACCAGAUUAUGCCUACCAAUCUUGGCCAAAUCUCAUUCCUAAUAAAAUAUGUAUGACAUACAUAAUGAUAUCCUAAAAUGUUACUUUUUCCAAAAGUAUGGAAAGGGAUGUAAGCUUAAAAACAAUUCAGAAAUUAUAAGAUUUUGCUCCCCUGAAAACCUUCAAUUUUAGAAGGGAAAAUUCUUAAUUCCUCUGCCUAUAAAUUCAUACAAAUGACUCGAGAAAACUGGCAGGGAAAGAAUCUUUCACGUCAUCAACUGUUUUUGUAAUUCUAUUCGUCACUGAGGGCACUUUAACAAAACACAGCACCUGCUUAUUCAAGUUAGGGCUCAAGAAAAAUGAAUUAAACAUUUAUAUUUAUUUGGUGACCAAAUUCUAUUAAUAUUUGCCUUCUUUCAUUCUCUAUUGAAUCAAAAUGUAAUGGCAAAUGUUACUAGAGAUAAUGUACAAUUGUUUUUUUUUUCUUCUGAAUUUUAGGCAUAUUACAGAAGAGCAUCUGCAUAUAUGGCCCUCGGAAAAUUCAAACUAAGCCUCAAGGAUUAUGAAAUGGUAGGUAGAUAUCCUGAGUAACCCUUUGGCUCUCAGAAGUGAUAUACAUAUUAAUUCUCCUUGCAAUUCCAAUAUGUUAUCCUGCAGACAGGUUAUGAGAAUGCAUAUGCUUAUCAGUGAGACUUGUGAUCCUGAUGUAGCUCUUAAGUCUCCUAUCUAAUUUACAAGCACAUUUAUGGCAGUCUGUUGGGAGAAUAUCACUCAUUGGAUUUUGGAAGUUAAUCUUUUACACCUUAUCAUCAGAAUCCAAAUUCUCUAUACUGUUCUCCAUACAUUUUCUAAGGUGCUGACAAGGAGAAUUUGUUUAACAAUCAAGAUGUUCUUAAUGUUCAAUUCAGGGGUGAUAUUGUAAGAAGAAAUUAGGUUCUUGUCUUACUUAGAGGUUGAAGGUAAAAGGUUAACUGAGAAAUACUAGACCAUGGGAAAACUUGACUUAAACCAAGUCGUGAUCAGGUCAGUUUUACAUGUGUUUAGUGAAAAGCAGCUGCAAAUUUUCACAGAGAGCAAGGAAGAAAACCAAUGAAUUCCUAGAUUACUUUUGACAAUCAGUUGAAAAUUGGCAUCAUUUGUCCAGACAAGAGACAAUUAUGUCUGCUCAAGUGGUGUCAUGCAAAUAAGACUGGUCAGAUGUAAAAUAUCAGUUGCGUCACCUAGUACAGUGCAAACAUGAAGUUGAAAUUUAAAUCUCUGUGAUAAAAUGGUUAAGAAAGAACACUGUUCAAAUAUAUUUUCUGCGUGGUUGAAAAACAGUUUUUGCCUCUUCAAAGGUGAAGAAAUUUAGACCAAAAGAUAAAGAUGCCAAUCUGAAGUUCACAGAAUGCAAGAAGAUUGUACAAAGACAAGCUUUUGAGAAAGCUAUUGCAGUGGAUGACAGCAAAUCUGUGGCUGAUUCUUUAGAUUUAGAUUCAAUGGGUAAGUGAAUUUAGGAACAAAAAAUCAAAGGUUUACUUUAAUAUGGCCCAAUUCAGGAAAAUGAUAAUGAAGUCUGCCAUGAUUUUAUGACAGCUUUUUCAGUAAUACCCCUGCUGAGUCUGGGAGUUUGAUACAUGACACAAAGCUGUUAUUGAUGUGUUCAUCACUAAACUCCCUAAAUGAAUACAGCUCUCUGAUGACUGUAUUUUGCUCAAGAAACAGCCAUACAGACAGAUACGGAGCUUACAGAUUUCCACCUCUUCCCCAAAAUUGUCUAUUUCAUUUGCCUUUCCACAGACUAUGAGCAGUCCUUUGGCAAAGUUGUUGCAUGAGUCCAAAAAUAGCAGUGAAAAAUUUUUAUGGAUUUUUUUAAAAAUUGAUGCCAUGUAUUUAUGAUCUUAGCUCGGCAAUAGUGGUUUGGCAAGCUAAAAUUAGUUUUUAUCUAUUGUAAAUAUUAUUAAUGAGCUAUUUAUAAGGCAAAAAUAGAAUUACCCUGAUGACGAUGUAGCAUCGCAGACAUUUGGUUUUUACCUCCUAACAAUUUUUUUGCCUUGUAAAUAGCUCAUUUUUAAACUUAAGCAAACUUAAUGGACUUAUUUUUCAAAAUUGCUUUUGUUGACUUUAGUGGUUGAAGAUGACUACGAUGGUCCAAGAUUGAGUCCUGAGGGAAUCACUAAGGAAUUUGUAGAGGAUCUAAUUGAAAGAUUUAAAGAUCAGAAGAAAAUACACAAGAAAUAUGCAUACAAGGUAGCAUUUUGUUCUUGUUUGGUGGAACGAAAGGUGGUAUUUCUGUGCACCUAUAUGCUCAUUCUGACAGUUUUCUGUUAACUCUAUUUUACUCCGAAAAGUAAUUAACCCUUAAAUUCCCAAGAGUGACCAAGACAGAAUAUCAAUUACGGGAUUACUAAUCAAUCCCAUACCAAAUUCUCCAAACUAAUACAAUCAGAAUCAUUUGGCAGACAGUAAGGAGAAUUACUGAUGAGAUCUUGGGAGUUAAAGGAUUAACAUGUAAAUUCUUGGUGGGAGAACCAGUAGCUUAAUGGCCAGUGCACUGGACUCCGGAUCAAGUGGUCUGGGUUCAAGACCUGAUCAAGUAUUAGUGUUGUGUUCUUAAGCAAGACACUGAUCUACUCUCACAGUGCCUCUCUCCGUCCAGGAGUAUAAAUGGAUGCCAGCAAAUUGUCAGGGAAGUUUGAUGAAAUGCUGUUAGGUAACCUUGUGAUGGAAUAGCUUCCCAUCCAGGGGGGAUUAGCAGUGCCCCUAGUUGCUUCAUGGUAAGGAAACCAGGAUAAGCUCCAGCUGGGUGGGCCAACAGGCUCGAGUACAGACUGUACCUUUUCUCCCUUAAUAUCCAUAAAUUAUCUUGCAAAUGGGUUUUGAGAAUACUUACACUCAUCAGAAGUUGUUAUCUUGAUCUAACAUAAAAUUACCCAAACUAAUUUACAUGGAAAUGUGUAGCAGAUAGAUGGGAGAGUUAAUAAUCAGAACUUGGAAGUUAAAGGAUUAAUGAUUUCCCAGCACACUGUUUGUUUCUAGAAUUUCCAUUUUCCUUUUUCAGAUUUUAGUAGAGGUUAAAAAGAUAUUUGAGAAACAGCCGUCAAUGGUUGAAAUUUCUAUCCCAGAGGUAAGUCUCUAACUUUGAUGUAAAAAUUCACCAGAGAAGAUACUAAAACACCUAUUUCUGCUUGUUUGGAACAUUUUGCUAAUUUAUUUUUAAUGUGUUCUCAAUACUGAUUUUAUGGUUUUUCUGUUUUCUUCACAGAAUGGAAGAUUCACAGUGUGUGGUGACAUACAUGGGCAGUUUUAUGAUCUUUUAAAUGUCUUCAAUCUAAAUGGAUACCCUUCUACUGAAAACCCUUAUGUAUCUUUUUUAUUACUAUCCAUGAAUUUCUUAGUUUCAAAAAAAUCAAGUGAAAAAUUACAACAUUUGAUAUCAUGUAUUUUAUUAAACGAAGGUGAACAUCAUUUUUGCAUUAAUGAACACCACUUAUUAAGCAGUAAUGAAAAUAAGGCCUGAAAAAAAUCAAACCUGUUGGGGAGUUAAACCCAGGACCUCUACAAUACCAGUGCAGUGCUCUACCAACUGAGCUGAUAAGCCAACUGGGUGCUGGUCAUUUUUUUGGGUUGUAAUAAACCUGUGAGGUGACGAAUGAAUGGCUGUGAAUCUAUGAAAGUCAUUAAUAAACAAAAGUGAGAGUGAUCUUUGCAGUAAUGAACACUGCAUAGUGAAAAUAGAGCCAGAAAAAAAAUUAGGCUUAUACGGAGUUGAACCCGUGACCUCUGCAGGGCUCCUCUAACUGAACUUUCAAGCCAACUGGGAGCUGGUAGUGUUUAUUACUGUCAAGAUCACUCUUGUGUUUGUUCAUCAAUCCCCAGUUCAAUUAUUUGAUAUUUAUAUAUUUGUAUUUUUUCAAUACAUAUUGUUUUUAUCUUUCUGAUUUUAUUUCAAAUUUGUACAGGGUCUGUUACCUUCACAUUAAUGUUUUGAUGACAUGAGCAAAACAUGCAGUUUCAUAAACUAUAUACUAUUUGUAGAGCUUUGGAAUUUUCAACCCCUUAAAGGUUGCAAAUUUCUCACCACUUCAGAAAUUGUUAAGAAAUACUUAGGUUAAGAAAAGAGUGAAAGGUGAUUUCAAGUUGUAGCCAGCAGAACCGGUGUAAUUUUGGCAACAGAGUACUCAGUAUUUUCCUGGUAAAAAACUAUCGCUGCAAUUUUUUAUUUUUGCACCAGUGGAAAGCUGGGGAGAGGAAACAUCUUGUAUCAAGGGGGUGAGUGACAAUCUAAAGGAAGGAGAGGGGGAAGGGUGGGGCAAUUAGACACCUGCACUGCAAUCUAUGAAUUACAUAACAGAUUAAAGUUUUACUUGUUGGGUUCAAAAAAAGGCAUUUUUCCUUCACAAAACCAUAGCUAUUUAAUGGAGACUUUGUUGACAGGGGAUCAUUUUCAUGCGAAGUCAUUUUUACACUUUUCAGUUUCAAACUUUUGUAUCCUGAUCACUUUUUUAUGUCACGAGGUGAGUGAUUCUUAUUCAAAUUUUUAAUUAAAUGAUCCUUGUAGGUGGAAUUCAAUUAAAGAAAAAGCAGAAAAAGUAAGCUGCAAAAAAUUUAGACUAUUAUGUGAUUUCCAACAUUACCGAUUGAGCUAGGAUUCCGCAAGAUGGGUGUGAGGCAAACUUUAGUUGGUAUUUUGUUUUCUUCUUGUGACUCCAGUUGGCUUUUAAAGAGGUAGCACAAAUAGACAAACUGGUUAUCAAGAGUCUGUAUCUUGAAGCAAUGCUAUGGUCUCCUCAUUAAAUUUUUAAGGAGAUAUCUAGCUGAUGGUUGGGAGAAUUACAGACUAAGUUGGGGUGUGUAUUCUCUUGAUCAGUAAUAACCUGUAUCAUCUUCAAUGAGUUACAUUUAGAGAGAACAAAUAAAUAAAGUUAUUAUCAAGAGGCUGUAUCUUGAAUAAAUGCUACGUUCUCCUAAUCAAUUUUUUAAGGAGAUAUGUAGCAGGUGUUAGGGAGAAGUACAGACCAGAAUGAGGGUGUGUUGUUUUUAUCAGAAGUAACCAGUAUCGUUUCCAUUCAGCUGCAUCGACCAUUUUACCUUUUACUCCUAAGAGUGACAAGCAUCUAAUUUCUUCCAACAGUAUCACCCCUGAAUCAAACAUUAAGGUUAUGAGAAUAAGAAGCUCUUGAUUGUUAAACAAAUUCUCUUUGUAAAUACUGUAGGAAAUAUAUCAAGAACGAUCGUGAACAGUAUAGAGAAUUUGUACACUGAUGUUAGGGUGUAAAGGGUUAAGACACAUUGUACGAUCGAUAAAUUUUAACAUUAAAUUUGUAAGUAUUCACUUUUUUCACAGGUAACCACGAAAGUGUCUACAUGAACCAAAUGUAUGGAUUCGAAGGAGAAGUGAAGUCAAAAUAUCCUUUUGUACCAAUCUGUUGUCCACUUUCAGUAGUUUUUCCGAUGUGUUUUCGAUAAAAGUUUUCCUUCGGAAAUGUGUAUUGAUCUUAACAUUGUGUUACAUAUACUGCCGAUAUGUCUGACCUCUUUACAGAAGUGUACAACUGGUUGCCUCUUUGUCACCUUAUAAACCAGAAAGUGCUGGUAAGGCAGUUUGAUUUUCAGGUAGCGUGGGGACAGGCUCUCACUUUUGCGUUACAGGACACGUUAGUGUCCGGACACGCUAUUAGUGUCGGGGGGCCUGGCACUAAUAACUGUCAAUGCAAGAUUCCUCUUUGUCGUCUUUCUAGCUCGCAUGCUUAAGACUUUACUCUCUCCCACAAGCACAAAAGAACGCUUGUGCCAAAGCACCGACAGUGGGGGUUGGCUCGUAAGAUAAUUUUGAGGUUUUAAACUGAAACUAGAAGCACGUUUGCACGUGCUCAGGCACGUGUAAACGCUCUCGUGGUAAAAUCUAGGUCUUCCGACGGCUUUUUCACUUAUUGUGCUUCAAAAUUUCAAAUUUGUCAUGUGAAAGGCAUUUAAAAAGCAUAUGAAAAAUGUAGUGUAUUUUACAUAGUUUUUCACAUGCUAUUUGUCAAAAACAUGGACUUACACGUUUGCUCGAGAGCCAGAGUAAUUAAAUUCCGAAAAAAAAUUCAGCCUCCACUUUGUGUUUUCUUUCCGGAGGUUAUGCAUGGCGGAUUGUUUAAAAGAGAUGAUGUUAAGCUUGAUGAACUGAAAACUAUCGACAGAAAUAGACAGCCUGGAGAAGAAGGUAAAUACCACAUAACUUGGUUUGAAGUAUUCGGUUGGUUAGGAUUUCAGUGAAUCUAUUGAUCAGUUGAGUUGAUAACGUAAAUUGGCCACCGUAAAUAGUUUCAAAGCUGACGUUUCGAGCGUUAGCCCUUCGUCUUAGCGAUAGACGAAGGGCUAACACUCGAAACGUCAGCUUUGAAACUUUUUACGUUGGCCAAUUUACGUUAUCAACUCAAUUGAUAAUACUAAAUUACCUUGCUAUACUCUCCCACCAACGCAGCACCACAGUUUCUUUAGAAACUUACCACCUCUAUUGAUCAGCUAGUUAGGGAAUCAUGAUCACUCUGUCGGUCAGUCAUUCAGGUAGUGGGUCAGUCAGCUGACCAGUCAGUCAGCCAGUCAGUCAGUUAGUUAGCUAGUCAAUUAAACAGUCAGUCAGUCAGUCAGUCACUCAGUCACUCAGUCACUCAGUUAAUCAAUCAGUCAGUCAGCUAGUCAGUCAGCCAAUCGCUCUGACGAAGGGCUAACGCUCGAAACGUGAGUCUUUUGACUCUUUACGAUGGCCAAUUUACGUUUUCGACUCAGUUGAUAAUACUAAAUUACCCUGUCAUACUCUCCCACUGACGCAGCACCAAAGUUUCUUUAGAAACUUGCCCCCUUUAAUCAGUCGUUCAGUCAGUUAAUCAAUCAGUCAGCCAGUCAUUCAGUUAGUUAAUCAAUCGGCCAGUCAGUCGUUCAGUUAGUCAAUAAGUCAGCCAGUCAGUCAAUCAAUCAGUCAGUUAACCACUGAGCCAGUCAGCCAGGUAGUCAGUACAAUGUGAGUUAGUAGUAGAGUCAGUCAGUCAAACAACACAUCUCCAACUGAUAAUCCUAUUAUUAUUGCUCUAUUCUGCAGGCCUGAUGUGUGAAUUGUUAUGGUCGGAUCCGCAGCCAGAGGUAUGGAUUCGUCUCUUGUAGAAAAGAUAUACUUCAAUUUGCCUUGAAUUUUCAUCUCCUCUUGCACAGCUUAACCUUCAUAUUACCUGUAGAGACGUUGAAUAACACUGAUUUAUCAUUCCCCACAGCCUGGUCGAUCACCAAGUAAGCGUGGAGUUGGUGUACAGUUUGGCUCGGAUGUAACGGAACAAUUCUGCAAAAAUAACAAUCUUGGUGAGUCCCUCUUUUGUUUUGUAUAAUUUUGUUAGAAUCAAAGCAAAUGUGCUUCUGGUAAUGGUUACCAGGCUCUUCCGCGCUUGUAGUAUUUUCCUUGUUUCUGCUUUGAUUUUUUUAUGGUGCUAAUUUGUUGUUGUGAUAAGUUUUAAUUUUGUUUCUACCGAUUUUUGUUUUGCUGUAUCACAGAAUACAUCAUCAGAAGUCACGAGGUUAAGCCGCAAGGCUACGAGAUCGCACACGAUGGAAAAUGCAUCACCGUCUUUUCCGCUCCAAAUUAUUGGUCAGUUGAGUGGAUGAUUUCUGAAAAGACAAGGCCACAAAUGCGAUUCUUUCACGCUUUGAACCCUUUAACUCCCAUAAAUGACCAAUACAUAAUUUCUCCCUACAAUAUCAAUACAAUACUAGGUAGAAACGUGACGAGAAUUUGGUGAAAAUAUAAAGUAGGAGAUUAUGCAUUAAUUCAAAACCAAAUUCUCAGAAUCGAUAUCAUAAAGAGUCACAUGGCAGACAGUAAGGAGAAUUACUAAUGAGAUCUUGGGAAUGAGAGGGUUACCUCCUCCCCCUUAAAAUACUUGUGGUUGUCAAGUUUGCUUACAGUGUAGUUCUCAAGAGUCUAUUAAAAGCCAGUUACUGGUGGUCUACCGCCGCCUAGAAGGCCUCUUACUGCCGUCUAUUAAGCCUGCGCAAGCUCUCGUGUUUGGGUUUCACCAUAGCCCUUUAACUCCCAAGAUCUCAUUAGCAAUUCUCCUUACUGUCUGUCAAAACUGAUAUUUUUCUUUAUUCUCAUCACUUCUAUACUUGAUAUUGUAUUGAUAUUGCGAGGAGAAAUUCUCUCUUAGUCAUUCUCCGGGCACAAUCGCCUAUUACAUCAUCGGCAGCUGUGUAUGGUAAAAGUCAUUGAAACAACUGUUAUACUUGCGUGACAUUCUUUCGCUGCGCACUGCAGUUAAGAACAGCACAACCCAACGCGUUAAUAUAACAUGCGUAAUAAUUCAAAACGAGAGGAAAAAUUGUAUGCAACCUUACUCGUCUUCGAGGAAAUGGAAAUUUGUUUGCUACUUUGUCGGUUUUUUUUUUCUUUUUUUUUGGAUGUGGGAACUAAACUCGCGCGUGAAGUUACCCGUAGUAAGGGCGUGCAAGGCACUGAAGAGUUUAUGGUAACGUUUUGUAACCAAAAAUUUGUUAGUGGAGAAUUUAAUGUUUAAAAAAUACUUAGGAAUGUUUUUUAGUGUAUUGCUACCUUUGCAGCUUUUUAUUCUUUACUUUUCUUUAUCCUUUUCCUUAUUUAACGUGAGUUUACUUUAACAGUGAUGAAAUGGGAAACAAAGGAGCGUUUAUCACAAUGGGAACAGACACGAAACCUAACUACACAACAUACGAUGCUGUGGUAAGUUCAAGGUUUUGAUUUUGUUAUCGUCAUCCUGACGGCUGGAGGGGAGGGGGGGGAAGCGGGGAUACCCUGGUUAUUUGGGUAACAUGCCCCAGGGGUAUUUCAACUCCUCUUCUUCUUUUUUCGUACUCAGCCUCACCCAGACGUGAAACCCAUGGCUUAUGCGAACUCAUUGAUGUCUAUGUUUGGAUUCAUGUAACUGGUAUGAGAGUUCCACCCCAUAACUUAACUGCAGACACCUCCCGCCUGGUUGACUUCGUGACACGUGACAUGGCAUAUCUACUUCAAUCGGUCAAGCAAACACAAGCGCCCUCAUUUAAAUCAUUUAUACGGUUUGUGGAAUCGUUUGCCACGUGAAGAACCUUCCAUGUUCAUUAUAUAUCCACAAGGUGCGAACUGGCUUCCUUCAUCAUUGAACAUCCUGUGACUGUUACAUAAGUGGUCAACCCGAUUGACCCUACAGAACGAUAUUUUGUCGAAAUUCCUCCACCAGGCUUGGUCGGUCACCAAAGUAACGCGAACAGUUGUCCAACUCAGUGACUGAUUUUAUUGAUGAGACAUUCUCUUCCGAAUAAAAGUUUCAGAAGAUUUUUUGUUUCCUCGUCAUGUUGAGGGAAAAUUUCUAUUGAGUGUCACAAAAGAUUAGGAAUUGUAUUGUUUUGGCGUUCCUUCACUAUGUGCUCGGUCCAGAAAACUCACGCUACUCUCUCAACCAAUCAAAUGUAAAACUUACAGCCAAAUGAAUCUUGGCCACUCGCGUUUUCCCGCGCUUUUUACCUAUAUUUGCAUUGAAUUCUGAUUGGCUUCUUGUGGUAUUCACCUUUCAGUUGAUUGGCUGUUAUGAUUACGUAUACUUUUAUUUAGAUUUACGACACACACUCAAUCGAGAUGCCAUCUCCGCAGUUUUUUCUUAAAACAGAAAAAAAAACCAGCCUUUGAAACUAGCAUUUUCCACGAAAUUAUCAAUUUAAGACUACUUCUGUUCAAGAUGCGAGAAUUUGAAGACAUACCUGAUUACUAACAUUGCGAACUGUAAACAAUAAACGUAAAUUUCG